This is a messenger RNA of Onthophagus taurus, 1476 nucleotides long. Lineage: Eukaryota; Metazoa; Arthropoda; Insecta; Coleoptera; Scarabaeidae. The record is from RefSeq and is a predicted model, not a curated record.
AUUUAUGCAAUUUUCUUGUUUAUAGACAAUGCAAGAAGUGUUAAGAGUGAACUCAUCGGCUGAUCUCCAAGUUGAAUGGAAUUUCCUCGACAAAGAAAUUUCACCGGUUUUGCACGAUAGAUUAAUGACAGACGCUGCUUUAGGAACGAGACCCAUUAAAACGGAACAUUCUUAUAGUUUGGCUUCUGAUGGGGAUUCAUUACCGGAUUCGCCGAUAUCCAGCAAACGAAUUGAAGAUAUGGAAGAAGAUUUUUUUCCUAUGAUUCCAACGCAUCGCUUGAACUCAGAAAUGGUAAUAAAAGAUGAACCUUUAAGUGAAACGGAUAGCGUACACUCAUCGUGUCCAUCAUCUCCACAACAAAACGAUGAUUUUGCGGACUCUUUCUUAGCAGAUCCACCAAAACGUACCUGCGGAAUAAUCCGAAACUCCAACUUAAUGUUAACUUCUAAUAACGUCUUCGCCCCAAAGUUUUCACUUUCAAAGAUUAACGUGAAAAUUGAACCAGGAACGAGAUUUCACCUGCCUCCAACUCCUCCGUCGUGUAGUAGCAGUGAAGAUAGUGAGGAUAAUUCGCAUUCGCCAUGUGUUCGAAAGACGAAUGCGCGUGUUAUGGUUACACAUACCACGAGACAACCAAUUAAUACCCCAUUAAUAAGUACUCAACCUAAAGGUUCAACUGGAACUUUGAUAUUAACAGAGGAAGAAAAACGAACUUUAAUAGCCGAGGGAUAUCCAGUUCCAACUCGUUUACCGCUUACGAAAGCUGAAGAAAAAUCGUUAAAGAAAAUAAGGAGGAAAAUUAAAAAUAAGAUAUCGGCUCAAGAAAGUAGAAGAAAGAAAAAAGAAUACAUGGAUCAAUUAGAAAGAAAAGUGGAUAUCUUGGUAUCGGAAAAUUCCGAGUACAAAAAGAAAAUUGAAACGCUUGAAGAUAGCAACAGUAGUCUGAUGAAUCAAUUAGCGAAAUUACAAGCGUUAGUAACGAAAACUCAUCCCCAAUUGAUGGGAAGGUUCGCAAAGUGAGACCAGUGUUCACCCGAAAUCAAAGUACAAAAAACAUACGAGAAAAGCAAUUUAUAUAAAAUCGCAUUAUUUACAGAGGUAAACAAAAGAAAAAAACGUUGUGUCUUCCAAAUAAUUUUAUAAGCGUAAAAGUACUUAACUCGGCGUUAAAAGUGCCUUUAUAAAAUGCGCGCAAAACGAAAUCAAAUGGAAAAUUUAAAAAAAAAUAGAUUUAAAAAGGAUAUAUUUUUAAAUGAGAAUUUUUUACCAUAUAGUAAAUUAAAAUAAGGUUAAAAGUUUUUAAAUAGGUGCUUUAUUAAAGCGGUUUGAAAAGAAAUAUGAAAAUACUCUUCAUAUUUGUUGGUUUUAUUUACAAUUCAACGUUUCAGUUGAAAGAUCCUAGGACAAAACAGUCUGUAUUUUUCUUAAUUUAUUAAUGAAUAAAUAAUUCUGCUACAAUUCGAAUUUUUAAGAGA